AUAAACUUAUUAAAUAGAUGGAGUAGACGAAUGGGUGCUGACCAGAGUAAAGGAGAUACAUCAGCUGUCGGCGAAAUCACUGUUGUAAACCAGCCAUCGAGUGGAGCCACAAUUGAAUCAGACGAAGACUAUGAGCGUAUAUCUAACCUACCUUCUUUCGAACCAAUUCUAAGAACUCAUAUAAUCGAAGAGGCAAAACUAUCCCAUAUGGAUCGUCUCAAUCCUGUCAAUUUGGCGAAAGUUGUGAACAGAUGCAGUGUGCAUUUAAAUGACUGUGAUUCUGUUCUUCUAGCAUAUCAGCACAAACUGGGUCUAAAAGUGAAAGAGUCAGAGCAGAAAGCCAAAUUAGUGGCCAACCUGGUUCACGAAAGACAGAAAAAGAUGCAGCGAUCAACCUUGUCAAUUCAGAAAAUCGACACUGUUCAGAGUGAUUUGAAGCGUCUGCUGGCAACAUUUGAACAGAUGGUGAAAUUGUGUGAUGAACUUAACAUGGGCUUACCGGAGUCACAAAGACUGGAACCCUUCAAUUUAACUGAACGAGCUUCUUUUCCAUAAUUUUUCUAGAUAUUGUAUUUAGAUCUUAAAAUUUAAUUUAUGUUUGCUUCACUGA
This is a messenger RNA of Symsagittifera roscoffensis, 610 nucleotides long. Its product is annotated as BLOC-1-related complex subunit 5-like. Gene Ontology annotation, biological process: lysosome localization; organelle transport along microtubule; positive regulation of anterograde synaptic vesicle transport. Gene Ontology annotation, cellular component: cytoplasmic side of lysosomal membrane; synaptic vesicle membrane; BORC complex. The coding region runs from base 31 to 555 and encodes 174 amino acids. The transcript has 3 exons. The record is from RefSeq and is a predicted model, not a curated record. NCBI's taxonomy places the organism in Eukaryota, Metazoa, Xenacoelomorpha, Acoela, Convolutidae.